CACACACACACUGCCAACAUGGUCACACUCGGCACCACGCUGUUGCCGCUGCUCGAUGCGCUGCCGUCGCCGGCGCUGCUCGGCGUCGUGAGCCGCGCGGCGCCGCUGCUCGUGCCGCUGCACCUGCUGCCCGACGUGCUGCCGCUGCUGCCGCCCACGCUGCCCUACAUCGUCCACGUCACCGCCAUCAACACGCCGGCGCCCGAUGCGCUGGCGGACCUGCUCGACGCCGGCGCAGAGGCGCUGCUCCUCGACGCCGACACGCCGCCGGCCCUGGCGCUGCUCGGCGGCAACCCGCCCGCGUCGCUGCCGGCCGCACGCAUCCUGCUCCACCUGCCCGCCGACUCGCCGGCUGCCGCCGAGCCGGGCGCGCUGCAGGGCCUCGCCGGUCUCGUCGUGGCGCUGCCCGCAGACUCGGCUGCUGGCAGCGAGGCGGCCACUGCCAUUGCCGAGCGCUUCGGCGCUGCCCUCGGUGCCGCCCAGUCGGGCAAGCCCGUGUACCUGGCGCCCAGCGGCACGCUCUCGCCCGGCGCACCUGCCGCCGUCGCCUCGCUGGAGGACGUGGCCAGCGCUGCCAAGGCUGGCGCCUCCGUCGUGGCCCGCACCUCGGCGCUGGCGCUGCUGUCCGAGGGCCAGGAGGCCCCGGCGGGCUCGCUCGACUUCAUCGGCGCGCUCCUGGCACCGCUGAACUCGGACCGCGCCGACGGCCACUUCCCCACGACGGUCGUCUCUGCCUCGCUCUCGACGUCUUUGGGCCUCGUGUACUCGUCGUGCGCCUCGAUCCGCGAGUCGCUUCUCACCGGCGCAGCCGUGUACCAGUCGCGCAAGCGCGGCCUGUGGCGCAAGGGCGAGACCAGCGGCGCGACGCAGGAGGUGGUGCGUGUGCGCUUCGACUGCGACGCCGAUGCCGUCGAGUUCCGCGUGCGGCAGCGUGCCGGCGCACAGCACGCCGGCUUCUGCCACCUGACGCAGCGUGACGGCUGCUUCGGCCCACAGGCUGGCCUGGCGGCGCUCGAGAGCACGCUGCUGGCGCGCAAGGCUGCCGCUCCGCCGGGCUCCUACACGGCGCGUCUCUUCUCCGACCCGGCGCUCCUCGGCGCCAAGCUGCGCGAGGAGGCCGCCGAGCUGGCCGAGGCCAAGGACGAGGACCCGCAGCACGUCGCCUUUGAGGCCGCCGACCUGCUCUACUUUGCCCUUGCGCGCUGCAUCCGCGCCGGUGUCGGCCUCGAGCAGGUCGAGGCCAGCCUGGACCGCAAGGCCAAGAAGGUCAUCCGCCGCACGGGCGACGCCAAGCCGCAGUUCGCUGCUGAGCAGGCCAAGUCCUCUGCGCCCAAUGGUGCCGCUGCCGCCUCGGCGCCUGCCAAGAAGGCCGAGGUCGACCCGAACGCGCCCAUCAAGAUCCAGUCCUACAAGCUCGCCGACAUUUCUGCGUCUGAGCGCGUCGCGCUGCUGAAGCGGCCUGCGCUCAAGUCUGCGGCGAUCCAGGAGCUCGUGCGCCCGAUUCUCGCUGCCGUCAAGGAGCGCGGCGACGCAGCGCUGCUUGAGCUGACGGAGAAGUUCGACAAGGCCAAGCUGAGCACGCCGAUGGUGCAGCCGCCGUUUGCCACCGAGGCAGUGAUGAAGCGCAUCAAGCCCGAGGUGAAGCGGGCCAUGGACCAGGCCUAUGCCAACAUCCACGCCUUCCACCUGGCGCAGAAGCGCACCGGCGGCAACGCCAAGGCCGCAGACGUGGGCUCCGGCGGCGUCGUGGCUGAGACGGGCGAGGAGGAGGAGGACGCGGUGCUGGAGGUCGAGACGAUGCCGGGCGUCGUGUGCCGGCGCUUCGCACGGCCCAUCGAGCGGGUCGGCCUCUACGUGCCCGGCGGCACUGCAGUGCUUCCUUCGACUGCACUGAUGCUCGGUGUGCCGGCUCAGGUGGCCAAGUGCCCCGUGCGCAUCAUCGCCACACCACCACGGCCCGACGGCUCCAUUGCUCCCGAGGUGCUCUACGCCGCUCACCUCGUCGGCGCCACUGCCAUUCUCGCCGCCGGCGGUGCGCAGGCCGUCGGUGCUCUCGCGUACGGCACCGACGCCGUGCCCAAGGUCGACAAGAUCUGCGGCCCCGGCAAUCAGUUCGUCACCGCCGCCAAGCUGCUCGUGCAGAACGACAUGGACGCAUGCGUCAGCAUCGACAUGCCCGCCGGCCCCUCCGAGGUGCUCGUCAUCGCCGACGCCACGUCGAACCCGGACUUUGUCGCCUCCGACCUGCUCUCGCAGGCCGAGCACGGGCCCGACUCGCAAGUCGUGCUGGUGGCCAUCGAUCUCACCGAUGCACAGCUCGACGCCAUCGAGACGGCCAUUGACCGGCAAGCCAAGGCGCUGCCUCGCUGUGCCUACGUGCGCCAGGCGAUCGAGAAGAGCGUCACGAUCCGCGUGCCGAACCGCGAGGAGGCGAUGCGCUGGAGCAACGACUACGCGCCGGAGCACCUCAUCAUCCAGACGGACCGGCCCGAGGAGCUGGCCAAGGCGACCAUCAACGCCGGCAGCAUCUUCGUCGGCCAGUGGAGCCCAGAGAGCUGCGGCGACUACGCCUCGGGCACGAACCACUCGCUGCCCACCAACGCCUUUGCCCGGCAAUACUCUGGCGUCAACACCGACACAUUCGUCAAGCGCAUCACCAGCCAGAGCCUGACGGCCGAUGGCCUGCGCGCAUUGGGCCCGCACGUCGUGCACCUGGCCGAGUGCGAGGAUCUCGAGGCCCACGCCAACGCCGUCCGGCUGCGGCUCAAGGCCCUGGAGAAGCAGUAGACCAAAAAGGAAAGGCGACUGUAAUAGAGCUUGUUGGCCUUCAGCGAGAGUGAUCGGCUGCGCUGCCGCGGCCGCCCGACACAGCACAGAGGGGAGCUCGAGCCACUCCUUGUAGCCGGCCUGGCGGCGCGUGCCCGUGGCGACGUUGCGGUCGAUCUUGUAGCCGCGCUUGGCGAAGAGCUGCUCCUCGCGCGACGUCGAGUUCGGCGCCUGG
Tilletiopsis washingtonensis is the source of this 3001-nucleotide messenger RNA. RefSeq lists its product as hypothetical. Lineage: Eukaryota; Fungi; Basidiomycota; Exobasidiomycetes; Entylomatales. Gene Ontology annotation, cellular component: cytoplasm. The record is from RefSeq and is a predicted model, not a curated record. The transcript has 3 exons. The coding region runs from base 19 to 2787 and encodes 922 amino acids. Gene Ontology annotation, biological process: L-histidine biosynthetic process. Gene Ontology annotation, molecular function: histidinol dehydrogenase activity; phosphoribosyl-ATP diphosphatase activity; NAD binding.